GAACUUGUUAUAGAACCUCCACACUGUCUCUGCAUUUACUGUAGGGAUUCCUCAAGUGAUUGUCAUGACUAAAGUGGAUGAAGCAUGUCCUCCGGUCAAAAAUGAUCUUAGGAAGAUCUACAAAUGCAAGAAGAAUAAAGAGAAAAUGGAGUUGUGCAGUCCCAAAGUAGGUGUGCCAAUGAGCCACAUCUUCCCAGUGAAGAACUACCAUAAUGAGAUUGACACAAACGAUGAGACUAAUGUUCUGAUACCUAAGGCACUUGAUCAGAUUGUUUAGAUUGCCAGUGAUAGAUUGGAGGAUAGUGAAAUCUAUACUGACAAGUAAAUAAAUAAAAAUUAUAUAAAUAUUAUUAUAAAAUAAUUAAUGCAUUUAGAGUGUGUGGUAGAAACAUUCAUUUCUAUUGUUUUUUGCAUGAUCUUAUAUGCUUAUGGAACAUUAUAUACUGCAUGUGUUUUCUUAGAACUGCUGUGUAGUCACAGUGAGAAAUUGGUUUGGGGCCUAAGCAUAAGAUGUAUGGGUGACAAGAGAUCCACAGGGCCAUGUUGGGCUGAGAGGGGGAACAACUGGGAGACCCACAGACGUCUGUCCAUGACAUAGGAGGUCAUCUAGGCCUUAAAUAUAGGGGGAACCAAUCUUUAGAAGAAUGAUAUAGUAGUGUGUUUUUGACUUUCAAUGUGUGGAAAAAUACAGCUGCUGAGAGUUUGUAACCUUGACUUGGAAAAGAGAUAUAAGGCGGAGGAUCGCCCUCCCUUCUUUGUCACACUCUGCAGCGACUGUGUUUCCUGCGUGAUGUCUGACCUUCUUUGCAAAGAAUAAACUUUUUGAAAAUACUGAGAGCGAGUUUGUCUCUUAUGCUGAUGAGAGUUGAUUUAAUUUUGCCACAACAAUCUGGUGUCAGAAAAGUGGGAUUCCUUGGAUGUGUCUUCUGGACCUGUGAGCGGAACGGUGACCGUACAUCCUGGACGACAGAAGUUCAGCCCUAACCCCGACUAGAUUAAAGGGUGAGAGGGACCGACCGCCGAGGCCCGGAGGGGACACCACUGGAAUCAGAAAACGAACCUGGGUGGCAACAGGACUCUCGGGUAAGAGACAAAUCAUAAUCUUCUAAAGAAUUUGGGUUUUUGAAAUUAGAAUUGGAAUUAAGAUAAAGGGAAUAAACCAUAGUGGUGGGUCUGACUCUGUGGAAACGCAAUCAAGAAGGAGAAACUGAGAUCACGUGGGCGGAUGCAGCACAGUUAAAAUAUUUCUAGAGAGAAAUUGAAACUGUGGGUAGCAGAGCGGCGUGAUUGAGACGUUUCUGGGGGAGAAUGCGAUUGUGAGAAUACAGCACAGUUAAUACAUUUCUAAGGGGGAAAUUGAAACUGCUGCAACUGGUGUGAUUGGAAAUUGAGUAAGAAAUUGAGAUCAAGAACGAUCCAGAGAUUUCGGUCCAGAGAUUGAGAUCACGUGCAAGCAGUUAACAUAUUUCUAAGAGGGGAAUUGAAACUGUGUGGGUAUUAAUCGAAGCUGCAGGGAGCCCUCCGCCUGUCCGGCUUUGGGAUAAAGGUUGGAUCUGUUAGAGACGUCUGACAGAUUAUUUAGGCGCCAAAGGGAAAUCCACAGAGAAAGAACCAGCCAAUAUGGGGAAGUCCCAGAGCAAGCUUACUAAAUAUGAUACACCGGUAUUUUGUCAAAUGAAAAAAGUAUAUGGCCAGAAAUGCAUGCAAGAUAUGGGGAAAUUAAUUAAGUAUCAUGAUUUUCCAAAAGAGGGAACACUGAGUGUCAAAAGAUUGAAUGCUGUAAAGGAAUCAGUUGAAGAGGGUAGCGAGAAACUAAAAGGGUGUUGUGUGAAACAUAUGUGUGAAAAAUGUAAACAAACUGUGAAUUACUGGAUAGAGGAAGCAGAUAAGAGAGAAAGAAAAGCAAUGCAAAAAGAAUUAGCAGGUAGAAAAGAGGAAAAGAAAAUUGAAAAAUGUCAAGGAAAACUUACUAACCGCUCUGAUGUUUCUGUCUCUAAACAUGCACCACCUCCCUAUCCUCACUAUCCCGUGGCGGAGCUGCAAGCCGUGAAAAUGGACCCUGACCUCGACUGCUCUCCACCAAGACCAACAGCACCACAGGCAGAAGCAGAACGCAGACAAGAAAUAGAGGAAGACCCAGAAAUGAUUCCUGAAAACCCCAAUGAAGAAGUUGAAGAGGAAAUAGCACGCAGAGCACCCCCGACAAGGAAAAGAAAAACAAGACAAACAGUAAAAGAAGAAAAUGGUUUGGUCUUUAGACCCUGGGAUGUGACUGAUACGAAAGAAGCGAUGGCUCAUUUGCCGAGCCCUGACGAAGCAGGUAACAAAUUUUCCACAGAGUUAGUCACCUUCUGCCAAGAAUUCAGCCCCACCGUGCAUGAACUGAGAAGGCUGCUGGCAGUGAAACUGGGGGCUACGAGCUGGCAUAAAGUGAGCGGAAAGCUGCAGAAAGAAGACUGUCGGAGAGAACACUGUGAAUGGGAACACCGAGCUAACGUAGACUACCGCACAGCUGUUGAAGAGCUGGCUGAAGCCAUAAAAGUAGCAUUCCCAGUGCGUGUGGACACAGCAAAGAUUGGCAACUGCUGCCAGAGCAGAGAGGAGUCUGUUCAAGACUAUUACAACCGUCUAUAUCUGAUUUUUAAUAAACACAGCGGAUUAGAGGAGCCAGAGGGACGAGGGAAUCAACCUGGCACAUGGGAAUGUCAUCUGCGGAGCUGGUUUCUGAAUGGACUGAGACCUGAGAUUGCGCAAGCAGUCAAAACCAGCUACAUUGAAUGGAAAAGUGGACGACUAUCUGCUGUUUUAGCACAUGCUUUGCACGCAGAGGAGCUGCAAACAGCCAAGAAGGAAAGGGCUAAAGCCAAGACCGACAAAGAAUGGCAGCAGGCCUUAGUGCAAGCCGUAUCGAAGCCUUGGGGCUUUUCUGUGCAGCGAAAUCAGCAAGCAAGAGGGGGGAAAGGAAAAAGACAAGAAGGAAGAUACUCAAAUGUGACUGAAAGAAAUUCUGAGAAAUGGGGUUGUUGGAUCUGCGAAACCAAUGAACAUGUACUCAACAAGUGUACCAAAUGCAGACUGUGCAAGAAGGAUGGUCAUUGGGCCAGGAAUUGCCCAGAAGACCAGCAAAAUCAAGAAGCAGACUGAAGCAAGGGACGGAGAGCAGGGAGGAGGGGUCCAGGGUGAGCAACCAACAGCCACAAGUCAGGGAAGUGAAAAUUUUCUAACCACACACACACACACAUACACAUACACGGAUUUACAUUCUGCUCUCUGCAAUGAAGAAAAAGCUUGCAUUUCUUUGUGUAUUUCUGAUUUGAGUAAUGAAAAUUCUGAUAAAUGUGCGAUGAUGUACAAAAGUGAAGCUUUUAUGAAAAUGCCUAAAUAUCCCAUGCUAGUGGAGGGAAUAUUAAUUGAGUUUUUAUCUGAUUCUGGGGUUUCAAGGUCAUCUAUACGACCAUGUGACUUGCCAUGUCAACCGUUAUUAACAGGCGAAACAUGCAGUUUGUGAAAGAUUCAUAGUGCCCUUAAAUUGUGAAACAGAGCGGGGAGAGGUGCUGAAACGUGCUUUCAUUUAUACUCCAGCAUGUCCAGUACCCCUCCUGGGAAGAGAUCUAUUGUGUAAGCUAAAUUUGACACUGGUUGCAGACUCUUGGGGUGUCCGAUUGGCAGAGAGAGAGCAAUUGUGCUGCCUGCAAGCAGAGCCAAAAUGGGCAUAUGAAUGGCACAUCAUAAAUCAUGAUUGGGCUGAAAUGAUGUGUGAACUGACUAAAAGUCAAACCAAGCCAAUUAACAGAGAAGUUAUGUUGCCUAACAAUUUGCAUUGCACGUCACAUGUCAUAGUGAAAAAGACUGGAAAAAGGUUUAAGGGAGAAAAAAGGGAAACUUUGAGUUUUGAAAAAUUAUUUUGGACAGAAAAUGUGUGUGCAGUUUCAGUUUGUCUGACAGGGAAACAGCUUCAAUUUUAUUUAAUGGCAGGAGAUUCUGUGCCUCACUUAUCACUAUCCAAGGCCAAAGAACAGACAUGGUCUGGGUUAGGGCUGUUUGUGAAAAACUGUGUUUAUGUUACAGACUGGAGUGAGAUAAGCGCUGGUGUGAAACACAGCGAGAGUCUAGAAGCAUAUAUGUCAGAGUGUAAGCACGAAAUUGGGGUAGAGAGAGUUGUGGUACCCAUUGACAAAAACGCAAAGGAAAAUCACUGCAUGACAAAUAUUUGUGCUUCAGACAUACAUCCGGCUUUGGGAGAAGUGCCAUCGGAGCUGUGGGCGGGGCACAAAUAUGAUGUGGGAUUGAUUAAAGGAUGUGAACCGGUUGUAAUCACCCCUAAAUCUGAUUACAGGCCGUGUCAGCAUCAGUAUCCUCUAAAACCAGAGGCAAUUCUUGGUAUAAAACCAGUGUUUGAGUCCCUAUUAAAAGAGGGAAUAAUAGUGCCAUGCAGUGAUUCUCCAGUGCGCACUCCGAUUUUUCCUGUGAAAAAGAUAAGAGGCAAAGGUCAACCCACAAGAUUUACAGGCAGUAAAUGCAGCGGUCAGACAAAGGGCUCCAUCAGUGCCAAAUCCAUAUACGAUCUUGUCACAAAUACCACAAGAUGGCAACAUUCUUUUCAGUGGUAGAUUUGGCUAAUGCAUUUUUUAGCGUGCCAGUGGAUAAAGACAACCAAUUUUGGUUUGCAUUUGAAUUGGAUGGCAGAUGCUAUAAAUUCACGCUAUGGGGAAUCGCGAUUCGGUACAAUGAAGCCUUUGGAACCUUUGACCCUGACAGCUGGAACCGCUUUGUUACAAUACGUGGAUGACCUUUGCUUGUGUGCUCGAGAUGAUUCUACGUGUGUAACUGAUACUAUGACUCUCCUGAAGCAUCUGGCUAAGGAGGGCCAUAAAGUCAGCAUGAUGAAGCUACAAUUUGUGAAGCAGCAGGUUACAUUUCUGGGGCAUGUAAUAACAUCCAAUAGCAAAUCACUGUCAACAAUGUAUGGCUUGAAUGGAUUAUCGUUGUUAUUGUGCCUACCUUGUAUUUUUCAGUUUGUAUCCAGCUCAGUACAGAGACUGAUGAAGUCUAGUAUGUCACAUCAAAGGGUUUUUAGACAUGGGUGAAGAGAGAAUGGAUGAUGGAGAAACUAACAGUAGUGGAAGUUACAGUGAAAUGUGCUAAACAAAUUAAGAAGACAAUACUUUGUAUAUGAAACAAGGGGCAUUUGGCCAGUGUUUAGCCCAGCUAUACGUAUACUGUUUCUUGCUAAAAUUAGGGACUGUCCCCACAUAAAAAGCCUUAGCAUGUUUUUCUGAGGAAUUUAAGAGAGUGAUCAUUUAUAUGAAAAUCUGAGAUGAAGAGUAUAAAUGUGAUGUAAUAUCUUAAAUUUGCUUUAUUAUCAUUUUGAGUUUAUUACAUUUAAUCUUGGUAAAGUAGUAAGAGUUUUAAACAUUGUAAUGAAUUUUUGUUUUAAUUAGUGAUCAAUGAAUGAUAAAAUGGGGAAAUUGUGGUAGAAAAAUUAAUUUCUAUUGUUUUUUGCAUGAUCUUAUAUGCUUAUGGAACAUUAUAUACUGCAUGUGUUUUCUUAGAACUGCUGUGUAGUCACAGUGAGAAAUGGGUUUGGGGCCUAAGCAUAAGAUGUAUGGGUGACACGAGAUCCACAGGGCCAUAUUGGGCUGAUAGGGGGAACAACUGGGAGACCCACAGGCGUCUGUCCAUGACCUAGGAGGUCAUCUAGGCCUUAAAUAUAGGGGGAACCAAUCUUUAGAGAAAUUAUAUAGUAGUGUGUUUUUGACUUUCUUUCUAUGUGUGGAAAAGUACAGCUGCUGAGAGUUUGUAACCUUGACUUGGAAAAGAGAUAUAAGGCUGAGGACCGCCCUCCCUUCUUUGUCACACUCUGCUGCAACUGUGUUUCCUGUGUGAUGUCUGACCUUCUUUGCAAAGAAUAAACCUUUUGAAAAUACUG
This is a messenger RNA of Cyprinus carpio (common carp), 5929 nucleotides long. RefSeq lists its product as uncharacterized. The coding region runs from base 1621 to 3144 and encodes 507 amino acids. Gene Ontology annotation, molecular function: nucleic acid binding; zinc ion binding. Lineage: Eukaryota; Metazoa; Chordata; Actinopteri; Cypriniformes; Cyprinidae. The transcript has 3 exons. The record is from RefSeq and is a predicted model, not a curated record.